This is a messenger RNA of Toxotes jaculatrix (banded archerfish), 1770 nucleotides long. RefSeq names its product arsenite methyltransferase (gene as3mt). The transcript is spliced from 11 exons. Gene Ontology annotation, cellular component: cytosol. NCBI's taxonomy places the organism in Eukaryota, Metazoa, Chordata, Actinopteri, Toxotidae. Gene Ontology annotation, biological process: arsonoacetate metabolic process; toxin metabolic process. The record is from RefSeq and is a predicted model, not a curated record. Gene Ontology annotation, molecular function: arsenite methyltransferase activity. Bases 183 to 1319 code for a protein of 378 amino acids.
AUGUCGAACACAGUUUCACAACAGUCAGAGGAGCAGCAAACAGAGCAUCGGGUCGCUCAGUUAAGUUUCCCAUAACUUUUCCCUCAAUUGCCGAAUCGGAAGCGACCUUUAGCGUUGAGCAGAGCACUGUGCAGAGAAGAGCCGCCCUUUACAUACUGCGGACCUUUAAAACACCCGAGAUAAUGGCUGAGCAAAACAGUGCACGUGCAAAAGGCUUCGUUGACAGCACCGUUCACGUGGACGUCAAGGAUUAUUAUGGCCAGGUGCUGAAGAAAACCUCAGACCUGAAGAGUAACGCCUGUGUGUCUCCAGCCCAGCCCAUCCCUGCCUUCAUCCGUCAGGCUCUGAAGAAAGUGCACCCUGAAGUCACUGCCAGGUACUAUGGCUGUGGUCUGGUGGUGCCAGAGUGUCUGGAGGGCUGCAGGAUACUGGACCUGGGCAGUGGAAGUGGGAGGGACUGCUACAUGCUGAGUCAGCUGGUGGGCGAGAAUGGCCAUGUCACUGGCAUUGACAUGACUGAGGAUCAGCUUGAAGUGGCCAGGAGAUAUGUGGACUACCACAUGAAAGAGUUUGGCUACAAGAAGCCCAAUGUCAAUUUUGUCCAGGGCUACAUCGAGGCCCUAACAGAGACUGGUCUGGAAAAGAGCUCAUUCGAUAUCAUCAUUUCCAACUGUGUGGUGAAUCUCUCUCCAGACAAGAAGCGAGUUCUGGCUGAAGCCUACAGUGUACUCAAGGACGGUGGUGAACUGUACUUCAGUGACGUCUACAGCAGUGGAAGACUAACAGAGGAAAUUAAAAAUCACAAAGUGCUAUGGGGCGAGUGUCUUGGCGGAGCACUCUGGUGGAAGGAUCUGCUGCGACUGGCUGAGGAAGUGGGCUUCAGCACCCCACGGCUGGUUACAGCCAGUGUCAUCACUGUGGACAACAAAGAACUGCAGGACAUUCUGGGUAACUUCAAGUUUGUCUCUGCCACCUACCGCCUGUUUAAGGUCCCUAAAACUAACACCAAGCCCUGUCAGGUCAUAUACAACGGGAGCAUUACUGGAGUAGAUGAUAGCUUCCAGUUUGACUGUCAGUACACAUUCAAGGUCAAUGAAGUGGUGGAGGUGGAUGGAGAGCUGGCGAGCAUCCUGACACAUUCCAGAUUUGCGGAGGACUUCACUUUCCAGCCACCUGGAGGCCCCUGUGGGCCCUGUGGAGUCAAACCUAAGGCAGGCAUUGUAGAUCCUUUCGAGCUGGUCCUUCAGCUGGAGAAGCAAAGUCCAGGUUCAGCCACAGGGGGGUGCUGCAGCACACAGUCUGCUGCCUGCUGCAAGUGAUGGUGGGAAGAACAGAGAAAUGCAGGCCCAGCAUCAUACUGUGUAUGCAUAAUAACAGUAGUUCAGAUGUAGUGAAUAAAUUAUGCCUCAUGCAGUGUCAGUAUGUUGACACUUACUAACAUUUCAUUUCAGUUAACCUGAAUGUUUAACAUUCAUUUAAAUGACUGAGAUUUCAGCUUUUGAAAUGAAUCUUGCUUAGACAUAAAUGUGUGUUAUGGAUGUUCUACGCACACUUCCCACUCAGUCUCUUCUGGGGGAAAAACAGAAAAGACUAAAUUUAAUUUAUUCAUACAAUAAUGAUGCAUAAGUAAAAGACUUUGGCAAUCAAUAUUGGACAGUACAUAAUCCUUUGGUGUAUUUUCUGCACUUUUAAACAUCUGAAUCCUGACUAUUCCACCCUUGUCAAACAAAUAAUACUACUUCUCUUAGAAUACCUCUAAUUUAACUGAUU